Molecule: messenger RNA, 219 nt
Organism: Venustampulla echinocandica
Lineage: Eukaryota; Fungi; Ascomycota; Leotiomycetes; Helotiales; Pleuroascaceae
Exons: 5
Coding region: 1-219 (72 amino acids)
Biological process (GO): attachment of spindle microtubules to kinetochore
Cellular component (GO): mitotic spindle; DASH complex
Source: RefSeq, a predicted model, not a curated record
AUGGAAAGCCCCCAUGAGCAUCAGCAGAAUCUCCUGCUCUCACGCAUUAUCACGAACGUGGAGAAGCUCAAUGAAGCUAUUAUGGUCCUGAAUAAGAAUCUCCAGGAUAUCAACAUCCAGAAUAUGAACGUGGAGCUGGUGGCGCAAAUGUUCAAGAAUUACCAGUCCAAUGUCCUCUUCCAUCUAGAAGCAACCGACAACCUCAAAGACCCGUCGUGA